CAUCCUGACAAACCUGUGGAUAGUCGACCGGUUGUAAAGUGUGCAAGUUCAAACGGAGCCCCCCCCUCAUGUUCCGACAUUUAAAUCCUCUGUCGAGUGAUACUCCGAAAUAAGAGUAAAAACUGAGCAAAUUUCGAUUUGCAAUGUCAAGGUGUUGAACACAGGAAUAAAUAAAUAUUUGUGAUUUUAUCGCUAUUAAAGAUUUAGCAAUGGACGUCGGGAAGUUUCGCAUUCUCUCUCAUCCCAUUUACACGUGCACAACCAUUCUCAGGAAUAUGCCUGGUAACCUGAAGGACUGUAACCAAAAUUGCCGGCGAAAUAUCAUCAACUCUCACUACCUGCACACCAGUACUCCCCACAUGAAGAAAAUGCCCAACAACCUGAAAAGCAAGAGCUUAAGCUCCCAGAGGUGGCUCACCCGACAGAUUCAAGACCCCUACGUGGAAAAGGCCCGUCAGGAGAAUUAUCGAUGUAGAAGUGCCUUCAAGCUCCUGGAGAUCAACCAGAGGUUCAACAUUCUCACCCCCGGAUUGACAGUCGUCGACUGUGGAGCUGCGCCCGGAAGCUGGACCCAAGUGGCAGUGAAAGCAACGAAUUCCCAUGGUAAGGAUGAAGAACAGAGCAUUGGAAAGGUCUAUGCUAUCGAUAGAAAUUCGAUUCAUCCUGUGGAGGGUGCAAUAAUCUUUGGAAACCUAGAUUUCACGACCGUUAAAGCACAGCAACUGCUCAUGAGCGCGUUAAACGGUGGUAGAGUUGAUGUUGUCAUGUCUGACAUGGCUCCUAAUGCAUCUGGGGUGAGAGACAUUGAUCAUGAAUUGAUAACAGAACUUGCUUACUCUGCACUGAAAUUUGCUGUUCAAGUUUCUUCUCCUGACGCGACGUUUGUUGUGAAAAUGUGGGAUGGGGGUAGGGCUCCUCAAUUUGAGAAAGAUACAGAGAGGUUCUACAAGAGUGUGAAGAUUGUGAAGCCUGGUGCAACGAGAGACGAAUCCACUGAGAAGUUUAUCUUGGCGAGAGGAUUUAAGGGUCUCAAAACGUGACAGUAAAAUACUUAUUGAUGUAUAGGCGUCUAAAAUAAGUUUGUUAUUCGGUGAGACGAGUCAAUUUUGGAUGUGAAUAAUGUUGUAGUAAUAAAGACCAUUACAUGCGGGAUAAAACUUCCCUGUGAACUUUAUUGCAACGAGGUCAUUUAACGAACUCAAAGUGUCAGUGUUAUAGAAUUAUUUACAAGAUGGAGACAGUUGAAAUAAAAUUAUAUUUGAGAAGUGUUUUUUUUUUAAUCAAUAACAUUGUGAAAUCAUGAAGUCAUUUUUGAACAGAUUUCUCUACCCGUGCAUUUAUUUAUUGUCUUUAUGAUUGCAAUCAAAUAAUAAUGAGGAUGUUUAUGAAGGAAUACACUCACAACAGGGC
Messenger RNA from Diachasmimorpha longicaudata, 1410 nucleotides. It is a transcript of the gene Mrm2, whose product is annotated as rRNA methyltransferase 2, mitochondrial. Gene Ontology annotation, biological process: RNA methylation. NCBI's taxonomy places the organism in Eukaryota, Metazoa, Arthropoda, Insecta, Hymenoptera, Braconidae. Bases 210 to 1040 code for a protein of 276 amino acids. The record is from RefSeq and is a predicted model, not a curated record. Gene Ontology annotation, molecular function: rRNA (uridine-2'-O-ribose)-methyltransferase activity. The transcript has 2 exons. Gene Ontology annotation, cellular component: mitochondrion.